Molecule: messenger RNA, 1590 nt
Organism: Rhinichthys klamathensis goyatoka
Lineage: Eukaryota; Metazoa; Chordata; Actinopteri; Cypriniformes; Leuciscidae
Product: potassium voltage-gated channel subfamily S member 2-like
Exons: 2
Coding region: 1-1446 (481 amino acids)
Biological process (GO): protein homooligomerization; potassium ion transmembrane transport; regulation of delayed rectifier potassium channel activity
Cellular component (GO): voltage-gated potassium channel complex; membrane
Molecular function (GO): protein binding; voltage-gated potassium channel activity
Source: RefSeq, a predicted model, not a curated record
AUGGUUUUCUCAUGGUCUGCUCCGUGUGUGUGUCUCCAGAUCAGCGCUGAAUCUCCCAGUGACUCCCGGUUUUCCUCAGUCAUGAUCGGCUCGAUCCGCAUUAAUGUGGGAGGAUUCCGGCGCCGGCUUCUCUCCACUCGACUCUCCCGUUUCCCCGAGACCCGACUCGCUCGCUUGCUGAGCUGUCGAUCCAGGGAGUCGAUCCUCGAGCUGUGCGACGACUACGACGAGUCAGAGAGCGAGUUCUACUUUGACCGUAAUCCCACGCUCUUCCCGUACGUCCUGCACUUCUACAACACGGGAAGACUUCACGUCAUGGAGGAGCUCUGCAUCUUCUCCUUCAGUCAGGAGAUCGAGUACUGGGGCAUCGACGAGCUGUUCCUCGACUCCUGCUGCAGGAGCAGCUUCCACUGCCGGAGGAUGGAUCCGGAUCAGGACCGGGACGACGGGAGUGAAACCAGAAGCUCAACCUCAUCGUUUGACGAGAUCAUGGAGUUCUACAGCGACGCCGGGAAAUUCGACAAGCAGCUUCUAGGGAGCGUUCGCCGGAGAAUCUGGUUAAUGCUGGACAAUCCCGGAUAUUCCCUUCCCAGUCGCCUCAUCAGUGUCUUCUCCAUCCUGGUCCUGUUGGGCUCCAUCGCCAGCAUGUGCAUGAACAGCAUGAGCGAGUUCACUCGGGAAGAUCCGCGCUUCCAGACCGUGGAGAAUUUGGGAAUCGCCUGGUUCACUUUCGAGCUUCUGGCUCGACUCUCCGUGGCUCCGGAUCUCCUCCGAUUCUUCGGACACCCGCUAAACCUGAUCGAUCUGGUGUCCAUCCUACCGUUCUAUCUGACGUUAGUGAUUGAUCUGGUUGCGGAGAGCAGUCCUGCGCUGGCUAAUCUGGGAAGAGUCGCGCAGGUGCUCCGGUUGACCAGGAUCUUCCGGAUCCUGAAGCUGGCUCGCCACUCCACGGGCCUCCGGUCUCUGGGAGCCACGCUCCGGAACAGCUAUCGGGAGAUCGGGCUUCUCCUGCUGUAUCUCUCCGUCGGAGUCUCCUUCUUCUCCGUCAUGGCCUACACCCUAGAGAAGGAGGAGAACGAGGGAUUGAACACCAUCCCGGCCGGCUGGUGGUGGGCCACGGUUAGCAUGACCACUGUGGGAUACGGAGACGUCAUUCCCGGAUCCGUCGUGGGAAAGCUCACGGCGUCGGCCUGUAUAUUAGCGGGAAUACUGGUCGUGGUGCUUCCCAUCACGCUGAUAUUUAAUAAGUUUUCCCUGUUCUAUAAGAGGCAGAAGCAGCUGGAGAUCAUCAUGAGGAGCUGCGAGUUCGACCGGGGAAUGAAGGAGCCUCCGUCUGUCAGUCUGAGGAAUUAUUACGCUCAUAAAGUCAAGACGCUGAUGGCCAGUCUGUCCAACAUGAGCCGCAGUUCUCCCAGCGAUCCCAGUCUGAGCGGCUCUCUGCGCUAGCGGUGCCGUCUGCCUCACGUGUUGUACGUCUGCACGCACGGACUGAGCUCGGUCCGGUUGAUGAAUCUGGAUGUAGUGUGUACAUGACCCCUGAACAUGUGAUCAGGUUGAUGUGUGUGUUUAUAUGUCACAAGCUUAAAUCGG